Molecule: messenger RNA, 5501 nt
Organism: Trachemys scripta elegans
Lineage: Eukaryota; Metazoa; Chordata; Testudines; Emydidae
Gene: QSOX1
Product: quiescin sulfhydryl oxidase 1
Exons: 13
Coding region: 67-2352 (761 amino acids)
Biological process (GO): protein folding
Cellular component (GO): Golgi membrane
Molecular function (GO): protein disulfide isomerase activity; flavin-dependent sulfhydryl oxidase activity
Source: RefSeq, a predicted model, not a curated record
AGCAAAGUUCUUCCCCCCCGGCCCGGCCCUGCCAGCAGCCACUGUGCGGCGGGCUGCCGGCGGAAGAUGGCGAGGCGACGCUGUCACCCGCACGCGGCGCUGCUGCUGCUCCUGGCGGCCACCCUGGCCGGGGCGCCGCCCGGCGGCCUCUACUCGCCCGGCGACCCGCUGGUGCUGCUGCAGGUGGACACGCUGGAGAGCAGCGUCCUCAACUCCAGCAGCGCCUGGCUGGUGGAGUUCUACGCCUCCUGGUGCGGCCACUGCGUCCACUUCGCCCCCACCUGGCGGGCGCUGGCCGCCGACAUCCAGGAAUGGAGUCCCGCGGUGAACGUUGGCGUCGUCGACUGUGCAGACAUAGCCAAUCAGAAAACGUGCGGGAAGUUUGGGAUAACUGGGUUCCCUACGUUGAAGUUUUUCAAGGCCUUCUCCAAGAGCCCUGAGGACGGGACAAAGAUAUUCCAUCCUGGGGACAGCAUUCAGAACCUGAGGCAGAGCAUCAUCACCAACCUGGAGAUGCACAAGGAGUCGUGGCCACCUGCCUGUCCACCACUGGAACCAGCCAGCGUGGAGGAGAUCCGUGGGUUCUUUCAAACAAACAAUGUCACGUACCUGGUGCUGAUCUUCGAGACGAACGACUCCUUUCUGGGCAGAGAGGUGACGCUGGACAUGCUGCAGUACGAGAACAUUGCUGUCCGGAGAGUGCUGAGCAGCGAGGAGGAGCUAGUGAAGAAGUAUGGCGUGACUGCCUUCCCUUCCAGCUUCCUGCUCAUCAACAACGGGACCUUCAGCCGCAUCCCUGUGCAAAUGGAGGCGCGAUCCUUCUACACCCACUUCCUGCGGAGGCUGCCUGGGGUCACGCGAGGCCCCUACACGCCGACCAGGGCACCAGACACACCGAUCAAGACGACCCCCACCCCGCGGAGGCCUGCAGACCGCUCAAAGGUGUACAUGGCUGACCUGGAGUCCACGCUGCACUAUGCCCUGCGGGUAGAGGUGGCCCGGUUCUCUGUCCUAACGGGAGAGCGGGUGAAGGCCCUGAAGGACUUUGUGGCAGUGCUGGCAAAGUAUUUUCCUGGCCGCCCCUUUGUCCAGAACUUCCUGCGCUCUGUGGACAGGUGGCUGAGAAACGUGAGAGAAUCAAGGAUUCCCUACAGUGCCUUGGAGCUGGUCUUGACCAACAGAAAAGAGGGUCAAGCCCCGGCAGUGCUGUCGAACAACGUGACGUGGGUGGGUUGCCAAGGAAGCGAACCUCAUUUCCGAGGCUACCCCUGCUCCCUCUGGAUCCUCUUCCACCUCCUGACAGUGCAGGCGACUAGACACCCCAGGCUGGGCACAGGCCCGCUCGAGGUCCUUGGCGCCAUGCGCAGCUACGUCCAGUCCUUCUUUGGCUGCCGGGAGUGCGCACAGCACUUUGAGGGCAUGGCAGCGGAGUCCAUGGACAAAGUGAGAAGUGUGGACGAGGCAGCCCUCUGGCUUUGGUCAAGACACAACCGGGUCAAUGCUCGGCUGGCAGGUACCGAGACAGAGGACCCCCAAUUCCCCAAGCUGCAGUGGCCUCCCCCGGAACUGUGCCGUCCGUGUCACAGUGUGGUCAAAAGGCGCCAAGUGUGGGACGAGGCAGCCGUGCUGCAGUUCCUCAAGGCCUACUUUUCCCCGAUCAACAUCUUCUUAAAUUACACGGAGCCCGAGACGGCUCUGGUGGUCAGGCGCAGCCGGGAGGCAAAGGAGGGAGCUGGAGAGUGGGCCAUGGGUGAGGGGGAAGAGAGAGGAGAGGAGGACGAUGACAAGGAGGAAGAAAAAGGAGGGAAUGGGGAAGGGGAAGAAAGGAGACCAGGGAAAUUGGAGGGUGCAGGGCUGGGAAUGGAGGUGGGUGGCUCGGAGAGACGAGGCUUUUCGGGGCCACGGAAGCCAAGCAUCGUCCGGAUGAACCCCAAGAUGCAGGAGCUGGAGGAGGACAUUGUGGACCUGGACUCCUUCAGCGAGCUGCACUACAAGAGCAAAGCCCUGAAGGCUGCGGCCAACAAGGGGCGGCGGCUGAGCAAGAGGGACACCAUCCCGCUGCUGCUGGCAGACGACAGCCACCAGGCCUUUGACUAUGCUGCGGUCUGGGAGCGCCUGAGGCGGCAGGGGCUGGGCUCCAAGCAGCUCAUCGGGGCCCUGGAGGAGGACGAAGGGGACACCCUGAGGAGGAGCCAUUGGUUCCGCAUGCUGGGAGUGGGCUUCUCCCGUCUGGACGUCAGCCUGUGCAUCAUCCUGUACUUCCUCUCCUCCAUGUGCCUGUUGGGCAUGUACACCUUCUUCCGCAUGCGCACGAGGCACCGCAAGGGCCGCCCCAGCUUCCCCACGGCAUGAGGUGGGGAAGGGGAGCAGUGGGGGGGGGUGUAUGAUGGUGUAGGUCAAGUGCUAAUGAUUCCUUCUGGGGGUCUGUGGCCGGAGAAAAGUCUGACUUUCUCCGUCAGGGUUGCUAGGGCAGUGGGUGCAGCUGGACGGCUUUUGGAUCUUGCCACCGCUGGCCACAUGGACAUGGGGCCGCCCAGCAGACAGAUAUGACAGGGUGUUCUUCAGGGAUCCAAGAGCCUUACCGAGCCACCCGAGCUCCUCAGAGACUUCUAGCUGAGUCGCUGUCGGGUCAGGGUGGGGGGCUGGAGAACGGAGUGAACUGGGAGAGGUGUGGGGAGUUCUAGCUGCCUCCCUGUUUACAGUAGCUCAGCCACUGGUAAGGAUUGGGUGGUCUCCUUCCUGGUCUGUUUCCUGCUGCACCGCAGUGAAGGUGAAUCCAGCCCAAAGCGCCCAGGCUGCCCCAGAGGGUGCAGAACUUCCUCUUUGCCAGAUGAUUCCUUCACUCUUGUAGGCCAGGAUCACUAACCCACUCAACCCAAGGCGCUCUCGCACUAUGCUCAGGGUGUAUGUGACACCCCCCACAAAUAAGGGACUGCGGUGCCACUGGCUGGAGAUACACAUAACACAGACAGGUGCUGAGGAAGCUGUGUAGCCAGAGCUAAGCCAGUUCACCGUAAUCCUGACCUGUAACGCUCCCCCCACCUCCAUGUACUAUUUGUGUCAUGAGCCACUGCGCUCCUUAUCCUAAUGCAUCUCAAUCCUGUCUUGAAAUACCACCUGCUCCACACUCUUGGGUUCUUUCUAUGCUGGCUCUGCAUUUGUGAGAGAGACAGAGAGAAAUGGCCACAGGGGUCAGAUUCACCAAUCGGCAUCUGGCUUCUGAAGUUCAGGGCUCAAGGGGAGGUGUCGCUGCGUUAACCGAGAACAGCUGUUACGUCCAGCCUCCCUGCAGCACAGAGCACACAUGAGCACAGAGGUGGGUGGGAAAGGACACGGACCCUUGGUCUGACCGCAGAUCGUUCUGCUGGAGCAUCUUAUUCUGUGCCACCUUGACUUGUCAUGUUGAGCUGUCCCCAGCCUUCUCCUGUGUAUGCGGGGGGGGGGGGGGAAGAGAGACAUUAGUGCUGGCAGGGUUCUGUGUCAGCCUGUGCUGUGUUUCACCUGCUGGGGGCAUGCUCGGGCCAACAGGCCACCUCUCUGAAAGUCUUGCAGGCAGAUUUGCUGCUACCCUCAUGCUUUAAAAAUAGAAGUGGGAGGAGAUGGGGGGCUUUGCCAGUUCCCCCACCUUAUAUUAUAGUGUUUGUGAAACUGGGAAGAAACUGGAACUCUUCCUUUUGGCACUGUGGGUGGGGCCAGCCUUAGAGCCAAAUUCCCCUGGUACAAUAAAAAGCCAUAGAACCUACCAGGAAGUCCUGUGCUGCUCCAUUACUCCACUUUGUUCCCACCUGCUUCAGCAUGCAAGCAUGGGCGCCUCCAUUAGGUUGCUCAGCCAUGCAUUCGGAUACUGUGUUUCGAUCUUGCAAGCCGAGCACCCAGAAUUGGACACAAAUUUCCCAGAUGCACCUGGGCGCUUGUUCAGUACUGGGAAUAUUCCCUCCCAUGUCCUCGUAUAGUGAGCACAGUCAGCCCAGAGCAUUCGAUCUCUGACCCCUAGCGUUAGUGCAUCUCACCGGCCUGCAGAUGCUGUCACUUUGUUCAACCUUUCUAUGAAACCCAUUGUACUGGAGUCACCGUUGAGCUGAGGAAAGAGAAUCCUAAUGCAAAUCAUGGCAUUGCAAGAGUCGCUUAACUUAUCCCCAUUCUUCGUGGCCUCCCAUCCCGUCAUUUUGUUUGUGCAUUGUUUAGAGUGAGGUCUGCUAGCACUGUGCAAAUGACCUUUGGGCUGGUGAGAUGCAGAGGCUGGCUGCACACUGGGUGAAGGAGCAUUUCUUGUUGAUUGUUCUGAAUGUAGCUCCUGGUACCCGUAGUCUUUCUUCAAAGGGUGCAUGCAACUAGUUACAAGUUAGGACCAAGCUUUUCAAAAGUUACCAGGAAUUUUGUUCAGCCUGCUUGAGAGGCCUUGAAAGGGCCUUACUGUCAUAGGCUGAAAAUCCAGCUCCUUUCAAGGUAUGUCAAGUUCAGCAUCUGAAAUCACUGGUCACCUUUGCAAAUCUUACCCUAGGGGAACUGCUGGGUUAGCUCUAAGGCCUUGUCUGUGAUGCGGUUUUGUGCUCCAUUGCCAGCCGGAGAGCUAAUGUAGAUUGGCUGCUUGUGCUUCUGCCACUGUGGUGUCUAACCCUGGUCAGAUAGCUGUAAAAAUACUAGUGGUGGAUCUGUACUCACACCGCCGCUGGUGGGGCUCCUACAGCAAUGAUGGGUGACAGCCAGCCUGACCUGGUUUUUAUCAUCUCCCCCUUUUUUUAUUAUUUCUUUUUGCAUCCCAAAACUGGGGAGGAGGAUGGGCAGGACCGGUGCCUAGAAACGGGGACAGCUCUGGAAUUUGGGGAUAGGGAGCAACCUAUGAUCACUCUUCCCAUCCCCCACUUGGUACUUGAGAACAUCUGCCCAGAGCCUCUCUGCCUUGUCCAGCGUAACCUGGGCCUGCUUUUGGGAGUGGGGAGGCUCCUGUGUCUCCCUUCCGUGGGCUUGCGCUGUCCUGAUGGAUCUGACCUAAGACUGCCGGGAUGUUUCUAAAGCCCAGGCUGAGAUAGCUGAGUUCUUUGCUCUUUUCUGAAUGUGCCUUUUAAAAAAAUCUGGACUCCUGAGCUACAAAACAUUGGCUUUGAGAUCACCUGUGGAUUCCUCCCUGAUUUUCACUCAGUUAACUUCCUUUUGCCAUCUACAGCCUGGAGCUGAGGGAUUGACUUGCUGGGCUGCUGGAUUUUGGUUUUUGGAGGGGGUUUGGACUGUAUCUGAGCCUCCCAGGGCUGUGCCUGUGAGAAGCUAUGCUAGCCCACUCAGAACUACUAACGGGCACCCCUCAAUCAUCUGAACUGACCUGGCAUCUGGAGCAGCUUGCUGCAUGCCUGGUCCUUGAUGAGCUGGUGUUUGUGGGUUGGAAAUAGCCACUCAAAGGGAUUCUGACAUCACAUGAUGGGGUCACACGUGCCCUUCCAUGUUGCCUGGUGUCAUGGGUCUUUGUGUGUCACUGGAGAGAACAGAUUCCUUUGGGUGGGGAAGGG